Messenger RNA from Periophthalmus magnuspinnatus, 2485 nucleotides. RefSeq names its product GTP dependent ribosome recycling factor mitochondrial 2 (gene gfm2). The coding region runs from base 183 to 2441 and encodes 752 amino acids. Gene Ontology annotation, biological process: ribosome disassembly; mitochondrial translation. Lineage: Eukaryota; Metazoa; Chordata; Actinopteri; Gobiiformes; Gobiidae. The record is from RefSeq and is a predicted model, not a curated record. The transcript is spliced from 20 exons. Gene Ontology annotation, cellular component: mitochondrion. Gene Ontology annotation, molecular function: GTP binding; translation elongation factor activity; GTPase activity.
GGACCACAUGAACACGUGACUAUUUGACUUUAGCAACAAUAUGCACUUAAUACCUUUAUUUUCCAAUAAUUAUUUGAUAUUGAUAAACGGGCAUGUGGCGACUAUGGUAUUUGUUUUAAACUUGUGAGUGUCUUAUCUAGCUGAAUGCAGAGUGAACUAGGACUGUUUCGACAAAUAGAAAAAUGAUUUUGGCAAAGUAUCUUUUUACUCCUGGAUCUCAGCAUAGAUUCAGAGUGAUCUGGUUUAUCAGAAGAAAUUACAGCUUUCUCUCUGAUGAUGUUAAAUCUGUGCGAACGGUUGUUUCCCCAGACAUAUCCAAGAUCAGAAAUAUCGGCAUUAUGGCUCAUAUUGAUGCCGGUAAAACUACCACAACAGAGAGAAUGCUUUUUUACUCUGGAUAUAUAAGGGCAUUAGGAGAUGUAGAUGAUGGGGACACAGUUACAGAUUUCAUGGCCCAGGAACGUGAGCGGGGCAUAACUAUACAGUCCGCAGCUGUCACAUUUGACUGGAAAAAUCAUAGAAUAAAUCUCAUAGAUACACCAGGACAUGUUGACUUCACUCUGGAAGUAGAAAGGUCUCUUCGUGUCCUGGAUGGGGCGGUUGCAGUGUUUGACGCCUCUGCUGGUGUGGAGGCCCAGACACUAACUGUGUGGAGACAAGCAGAGAAACAUCAUGUUCCCUGUAUAGGUUUUCUAAAUAAGAUGGAUAAACCUAUGGCAAACUUAGAUCUUUGCAUUGAAAGUAUUAGAGAAAAGAUGCAAACCACACCAAUCCUUAUACAGAUCCCAGUUGGUUGUGGGAAGAACUUUUCAGGCAUUGUUGAUUUAUUAACUAAACAGAAACUAAUAUGGGCCACAAAAUCAAAUGAAGAUGACGGACGUUGUUACAAAGUUCAGUCUUUAGACCAGUCAGAUGAACCAGCCCUGGUGCAGACUGCCAAAGAGGCCAGGUCCAAUUUAAUUGAACAGGUUGCUGAUUUAGAUGAUGAAUUUGCUGAACUGUUGCUAACAGACUUCAGUGACAAUUUUGAUGCAGUUCCCUCCAUUAAAAUUAAAGAAGCUUUGAGGCGAGUGACACUUGCUCGUAAAGGUGUUCCCAUCCUCUGUGGAAGCUCUUUGAAAAACAAAGGUGUACAGCCGCUCCUAGAUGCCAUCAUUGCUUACUUGCCUAACCCCAAUGAGCGCCACCAUGAUAUCAUACAAUGGUAUAAAGAUGACUUAUGUGCAUUGGCUUUUAAAGUUAUCCAUGACAAGCAGCGGGGUCCUUUGGUAUUUGUCAGAAUAUACUCUGGGACUCUGAAAGCACAGACAGCUGUUUACAACAUAAACAGGAACAACAUUGAGAGGAUGAGCAGACUCCUAGUACCAUUUGCUGAUCAAUAUGUAGAAAUCCCUUCAAUGACGGCAGGAAACAUUGGUUUGACUGUUGGCCUUAAGCAGACAAUCACAGGAGACACAAUUGCUUCAUCAAAGGCCUCAGCAGCUGCUGCUCUUCGUCGAGCUCAGAACAAAGCAGAGACCACAGGAGACCGUGUAAAAGUUAUUCUGACAGGAGUGGAGGUGCCUGAUCCUGUAUUUUUCUGCACAAUAGAGCCGCCUUCCAUGGCCAAACAGGCAGAUUUGGAGAAUGCGCUUUGUUGCCUCCAGAGAGAAGACCCUAGUCUAAAAGUCCGGGUUGACCCUGAUUCUGGUCAGACCAUUUUAUGUGGGAUGGGAGAGUUACACAUUGAGAUAAUCCAUGACAGAAUAAGAAGGGAGUAUGGCAUUGAAACUCACCUUGGCCCUUUACAAGUGGCUUACCGAGAGACAAUUGUCCAAAAGGCAAAAACCACAAAUACUCUGGACAGAACCAUAGGAGACCGAAGACAUUUUGUAACAGUGGAGCUCACUGUAGGACCAAUAGAUGAUAUCGGCACCUCUAGUAAAUUUCAAAUUAAAAAAGAAUUACACAAUCAGCUCACACCUGAUUUAAAAGGAGCAGUUGAAAAUGGAGUUCAUAGUUCAUAUCUUCAAGGUCCCCUUCUAGGUUAUCCAGUGCAAGGUGUGUACACUGAAAUUGAAAGCCUCAAUUUAGAGCCAGGAACUUCUCCUGCCAUGGUGUCAGCAUGUGUAUCUCGCUGCGUGCAGAAGGCCAUGAAAGCUGCAGGACCACAGGUGCUUGAGCCGGUCAUGUCACUAGAGGUCACAGUAGGAGAGGAUUACCUAAGCUCAGUGCUUGGAGACCUUGCCCAGCGAAGAGGAACGGUCCGUGACAUCCAAAGCCGUCAUAACAACAAAGUGCUUCUAGCAACAGUCCCUUUGGCUGAAAUGAUGGGCUACUCAACAAUUCUGCGCUCAUUAACAUCUGGAACUGCAACUUUUUCUCUUGAGCUGGACAGUUAUGAAGCCAUGAACCCACAAGAUCAGAACAUUUUACUGAAAAGAGUGGCUGGUCUGCUCUGAUUCCUACAAUAUAUAUGAUCAAGAAAUAAAUGUACAUUUUCUUA